AUGUCUGCUCUGGUCGCCAAGGAGCCAAACCAACACGGAACUGCUCUCUCUCUAAAUUUCGGCGUCUCGAUCAAGCUCGUCGUCGCCGUCGUCGUCGUCGUCUGCGGCAUUUUCGCGUACAUCAACCACUUGGUGGAGAAGGACCGCAAGCAGGUCAUUGAUGUCCUGGUCAAUGGUCUCGCUCGUCUCGAAUACAGAGGUUACGACUCUGCUGGUAUCGCAAUCGACGGUGACACUGAGAAGGACACCUUGAUCUUCAAGCAGGUCGGCAAGGUCGCUGCUCUGCGCAAGCACAUCGAUGAGUCGCCCAUCGACCUCCACAAGGUUUCCAUCUCUCAGAUGGGUAUGGCUCACACUCGAUGGGCAACUCACGGUCAGCCAAGCCCCUUGAACUGCCACCCUCACCGAUCCGACCCCACCAACGAGUUUACCGUCGUCCACAACGGUAUCAUCACCAACUUUAGAGAAUUGAGGAUGGUUCUCGAGAAGCGAGGCUUCAAGUUCGAGAGCGACACUGACACCGAGUCGGUCGCCAUCCUCUGCAAGUACCUCUACGACUCGGCGCAGGGUCGCAAGCCCGAUUUCACCUCCCUUAUCAAGAGUGUCGUCAAGGAGCUCGAGGGUGCCUUCUCGUUCGUCUUCAAGUCGGUCCACUACCCCGGCGAGGUUGUUGUUGCCCGACGUGGCUCGCCGCUUCUGAUCGGUGUCAAGACCGAAAAGAAGCUCAAGGUCGACUUUGUCGAUGUCGAGCUCGGUGGUGCUGUCGACGAGACUAGUUUCGGCGAUGCCGGCCUCCUCGCCCCUCCUGGAGGCGACCCGUCAGGCCCAGGCUCGCUCUCGGUGCCCAACGCCAACAACAAGCUCCUCCGCUCCCAGUCUCGCGCGUUCCUGUCCGAGGACGGCCUUCCCCAGCCCAUCGAAUACUUUAUCGCUUCUGACGCUUCCGCCGUGGUCGAGCACACCAAGCGCGUGCUUUACCUCGAGGACGACGAUGUGGCCCACAUCUCCGAGGGAGAGCUCCACAUCCACCGCCUGCGAAGGAACGACGGCCUCAGCUCCAUGCGCUCCAUCGAGACCCUCGAGAUGGAACUCGCCGAGAUCAUGAAGGGCUCCUUCGACCACUUCAUGCAGAAGGAAAUUUACGAGCAGCCCGACUCGGUCGUCAACACGAUGCGAGGUCGUGUCGACUUUGACAAGCGACGAGUCACGCUCGGCGGUCUCACCGCAUUCCUCAACACCAUUCGCCGAUGCCGCAGAAUCGUCAUGACUGCCUGUGGUACCUCUUACCACUCGUGCUUGGCCACCCGUGCCAUCUUCGAGGAAUUGACCGAGAUUCCCGUCUCUGUCGAGCUCGCCUCUGACUUCUUGGACCGCAAGACGCCCAUCUUCCGUGACGACGUCUGCGUCUUUGUAUCACAGUCGGGAGAGACAGCUGACACCAUCCUUGCCCUCCGCUACUGCUUGGAGCGCGGCGCCCUCUGCCUCGGUGUUGUCAACACGGUCGGCUCCACCAUGUCGCGCGAGACCCACUGCGGUAUCCACAUUAACGCCGGUCCUGAGAUCGGUGUCGCCUCCACCAAGGCGUACACCUCGCAGUACAUUGCCCUCAUCAUGAUGGCUGUCCAGCUUUGCGAGGACCGCAUCUCGAUGACCGAGCGAAGAAACGCCAUCAUUGACGGCCUCCACGCCCUUCCGGAUCAGAUCAAGAGGAUCCUUGCCCAGGACAAGGCGCUUCAGUCGCUCGCCCACAACACGCUUGCCAAGGAGCGUUCCUUGCUCAUCAUGGGUCGUGGUUACCAGCACGCCACCUGUCUCGAGGGUGCUCUCAAGAUCAAGGAAGUCUGCUACAUGCACUCGGAAGGUAUCCUUGCCGGUGAGCUCAAGCACGGUCCUCUUGCCCUCAUCGACGAGUCGAUGCCCGUCAUCCUCAUCAUGACCAAGGAUUCGCUCUACCCCAAGGUUCAGACCGCCCUCAUGCAGGUCACAGCACGAAAGGGUCAACCGAUCGUCAUCUGCAACGAAGACGACCAGGACAUCAAGGAAGGCACGAAGACCAUCCGUGUGCCGCGCACCGUCGACUGCCUCCAGGGUCUCUUGACCGUCAUCCCUCUGCAACUCUUGUCCUACCACCUUGCCACAGCGGCGGGCGUCGAUGUCGACUUCCCACGCAACCUCGCAAAGUCGGUCACUGUCGAGUAA
Pseudozyma hubeiensis SY62 is the source of this 2199-nucleotide messenger RNA. Its product is annotated as glucosamine-fructose-6-phosphate aminotransferase. Gene Ontology annotation, biological process: protein N-linked glycosylation; fructose 6-phosphate metabolic process; UDP-N-acetylglucosamine metabolic process. The record is from RefSeq and is a predicted model, not a curated record. Gene Ontology annotation, molecular function: L-glutamine:D-fructose-6-phosphate transaminase (isomerizing) activity; carbohydrate derivative binding. Bases 1 to 2199 code for a protein of 732 amino acids. The transcript is spliced from 3 exons. Lineage: Eukaryota; Fungi; Basidiomycota; Ustilaginomycetes; Ustilaginales; Ustilaginaceae.